AACACCUGUUCGAGUGCCGUGACCACCUGGCCUCAUGGCCUGCCUCCUCCGAAAUGAUAGCCUGAAAAGGCAAUACAAAAUUAAAUGUAACAUUGGCCACGGUGCAUUUGGGUAUGUAAAACUAGCUCAGCAUCGCUUCACAGGCGCCCAGGUGGCUAUAAAGUCUAUAGAGAAUAUAAAGAAACACAUUCGAAUCAUCACAGCAGAGAUGGCGACAUUGCAAUCAUUGCAACAUCCGAACAUCAUUCGUCUGUUUCAGAUUAUAACAACCCAGAAACAUUGUUAUUUUGUCACUGAAUAUGCUCCGGGAGGAAACUUGUUCCAGCUAAUAAAGAAAGGUGGCAGGCUGCAGGAGGUAAGGGCACAAAAACUAUUUGGUCAGCUGGUUUCAGCCAUCAGGUAUUGCCAUCAAAUUGAUAUCGUACACAGAGACCUAAAGCCUCAGAACAUCCUAAUUGACGCAGAGGGGAAUGUGAAGGUGGCCGACUUCGGUCUUGCCAGAAGAUGUCGAGCCGGAACUGUGCUGCAAGGAAGAUGCGGCACUAACAUCUUCAACGCUCCGGAACUGGUACUAAGAGAAGGCUACGACGGGAAGAAGGCAGAUGUGUGGAGUCUGGGCGUGGUGCUCUAUUUCAUCACCAUUGGGUACCACCCCUUCAAAGGAAGCACCCUGAAAGAGACCGAGGGGAAUAUCAUCCAAGGGAGCUAUUUUGUCCCAGCUCACGUCUCUGCACAACUUGAAAACCUUAUUCAUCAACUGCUCACGAUUGCCCCAGAGAAGAGGCCCUCCAUUGAAGACGUUGAACAACAUCCAUGGGUGAUAAAAUGUGAAGAAAACAUCCCAGGUAACACCUAUCCAGAUCCCAAAGUACUAGACAUCUUGAUUGAUCUUGGGUUUAACAUCAAUGACAUCUUGGAGUCUCUGCAAAAGAGAAAAUAUGAUGAAAUGAUGGGGACGUAUCUUAUCAUUGAAGAACAGGUACGCAAGGGGGUGUGGCUUGACUGCACCACCUUACCCAAGCCUGAAUACACUGACCCUACGCCUCCCCCAACACCAGUACCUUGCCUAAAACGAAGAGCCAGUGAACCCAUCUUUGGCUUCCUACCCAGUCAGCCUUUACAGCAGAACCAGCCUGAUAUCCUGACACUAUUAGAGCGGAAAUUGGCCAGAAGUGCCUCCCUGCCUCAAUGUUGUCCCCAGAGGAAGAUCCCUCCUUGUAGCUGUGCCCCCCUAUACAAACCUGGGGCUCACCCAUGUAUCAGCAGCAGUAUACCGGAAGAGAUAAUGUCCCUGCCACCUAAGCUGGACUUUGACAUGGAAGCAAUAUCUCCCCCUCAGAACACUGGGUGCUUCAAGAGACUGCACAGGAGAAUCAGGACUUGCCUGUCCUGUUGCUGUUUGCCAAGGAGUUCAGAGACACAACCCCCACCUAUGUUCAACAGAGUGGCUCCCUGA
Molecule: messenger RNA, 1456 nt
Organism: Phodopus roborovskii (desert hamster)
Lineage: Eukaryota; Metazoa; Chordata; Mammalia; Rodentia; Cricetidae
Product: putative sperm motility kinase W
Exons: 1
Coding region: 35-1456 (473 amino acids)
Biological process (GO): protein phosphorylation; intracellular signal transduction
Cellular component (GO): cytoplasm
Molecular function (GO): ATP binding; protein serine/threonine kinase activity
Source: RefSeq, a predicted model, not a curated record